Pongo pygmaeus (Bornean orangutan) is the source of this 7549-nucleotide messenger RNA. RefSeq names its product RNA guanylyltransferase and 5'-phosphatase (gene RNGTT). Bases 3214 to 5100 code for a protein of 628 amino acids. Gene Ontology annotation, molecular function: mRNA guanylyltransferase activity; mRNA 5'-triphosphate monophosphatase activity; ATP binding. The transcript is spliced from 17 exons. The record is from RefSeq and is a predicted model, not a curated record. NCBI's taxonomy places the organism in Eukaryota, Metazoa, Chordata, Mammalia, Primates, Hominidae. Gene Ontology annotation, biological process: 7-methylguanosine mRNA capping; protein dephosphorylation.
CAAACUUUAUGGAGAAUAUAAACAGGGAUCCUUAUCAUUCCUAGCCUAGUGAAAAAGAAAAAAACAUCUGGUUUAAAAGUUAACUGUUGACAGGGUGAAGAAAAAAGGAUGCCUGGGGGAAGAACCUUUUAUUCUUAGGCAAAUGGUUCCUCUACCAGGGAGAGAAGCUUAUCCGAUGGAGCUGAGCCUUGGCCAGGGAAGGGGAAGAUGCUGUGGACAUGUGGCAUUCCCCAGUCCCAGCUGGGAGGGGAGAGGGAAUGAGGAGCUGCGGCUUGCCUAUCCUUCCCAAAAAACGAAAGCAAAGGCCAUGGAAAGGCCCCUGACUCCAGGGAGCGAUGGGAGUGGGGGCAUGGUUCCCCUACCCUCAGAAGUCCAUGCAUGAAAAGGCUUAGAAAUGUCAGUGAGAAGUUUUGAGUCCCCGUGUCACUCACCGCUUCUCAAGCCCCACAUUGGGUGCCAAAGCUGUUGUAGGACUUUCUCCUUAGUUCAGCUAAGAGCUGGGUCCUUGUCACAUGGCCAUGAAAUAUUAGGCUCACAGAUGCCUUGAAGGGUGAGAAUGGAAUUUAUUGGGCAAAAAGAAAAAAACGGAAACAGAGACUCUUCCCAAAGCCAGAGUGCUUCCUGCCUGGUAGACUGAAUCCCAGGUUCCACCUAGGAAAAGGAGGGGCCAGGCUCCUCCCCACUGCAAAUGGCUCAAAUUUCCCAAGGCUCCACCCCAGUGCGCAUUCCUCCCAGUGCUCAGGUCAGCAGGAGAUUCUGCCAGGGAGUCCUUCCCACCUGGCUGUCUUACUAACAGCACUCUGGGAGGCCGAGGUGGGAGGACUGCUUGAGCCCAGGAGUUCGAGAUGAAAAAAGUAUAAAAAAGUUAGUGGGGUGUGGUGGCCUGCACCUGUAGUCCCAGCUCCUUGGGGGCUGAGGUGAGAGGAUUGCUUGAGCUUGGGAGGUUGAGACUGCAGUAAGGCUGCCCUGAUCAUGCCCACUGCACUCUAGCCUGGGUGAGAAAGUGAGACCCUCUCUGCAAAAACAAAAGAUUUAUCUACAUAUCAAAGUGAAGAGGAAGGAUUAAUAAAUAUAGGUUUUUCUCAAGGAAAUGUCCUAGGAAAAGGGAAGACAGAUAAGAUCUCUCUCUUUUGCCAAAGAGAACGUUCAAUCUUAUUUUUUACAUGUACACACUCUUCCUUAUGGGCAAAAUGGAUGUUUGAUGAAAGAUUCACCAAUGAAGAGAAUCUACAUCUGAUAAAGAGGAGAUCAAGACAUAUCUGGGAGGGUGAGUCAGGGGUUCCAGGAAGUGGGGGAGGAAUCAUGUUGGUCUAACUGUGGGCAUCUAUUUUUCUUCUCACAGAGUAGUAGAGACUUGGGACUAGGAGCAAUAUAGGCAGAAACACACAUCAGGCAAGGCAUUGCUGACAGGCAGAGAGAAACUGCCUGCUCAUCGGGAUGCCACUCUCCUACUCUACUCUCUAUUGUGGGCAAAAGGUAGUCACAGGGUCCUCCCAAUUCUGUGGCAAUGAGUAUGGAGAGGGCAUAACUGGAUAGCAGAAUAAAAAUCCAGUGCACAUUGCUGCCUUGCAGCCAAUAACAGUUGCUCGCCAGUGGUAUGAAACUUCUGUGUGCCUAGGACUGAGCUACUGGGUAUAGUGUGUGUGGGAAGGGGAGUCUCCAAGGGGAGUCAUCCCCAGAAGGGGAAGGUAAGAUACUCUUCCAGGAUCAGGCUCACCUUUCCCAUCCUUAGAGGGGGUCUGGGGAUGGAAGGUUUUUACCACUUUGGGCAUGUUACACACUCUAUCAGCAGAAAAGGGAAUUCAUCAGAGAUCAUUUGGGUAGACUGAUGGCCUUAAAGGAAACUGGGUAUUAUCUUGUUCUGUCAGGGGAGGAGAUUACACCUUCACUAACAGUUCUGAGCAGAUGCAACAGCAGGACAGACCAGAAGUGUGACCUAACUCAGGCUGCCUCAGAGAGAUUGCUGUUGGACUGUCUCUAUUGAUGGGACUCUUACUGAGGGGGUCCAGGCAUUCAAGGGGUUGAGCUUCCCAGAAAGUUCCCCACUAACGCUUUAAAAAUGUAUUCCCUGCAGCUUUACGUUCUUGCAGUUCCAAUAUAGCAUUGGUGUUUAAAGCCAAACUACAUUAUAAUUGAUUUGCCAUCACCCAGCUUUAUAUUUAACACUUUCAUCUGGUAACAAAGGAAAGGCUCGUUAAAGGACGGCAUUUAUAAAAUGCUUCCAAGCACCUCUGCUUAACUCGAAGGGAAAAUAAAAGGCACUGUUUAUGUGGUAGGCCAAGGAGAACACCGCCACGAAGAGGUUCUCCACUGAGCAAUUCCUGCCUUUGUCAAUUAUACCACAUUAAUUAGAAACUUUUUUUGGAGACACGGACCCUCUCAAACUCCCCAGUAUGCUUUGAAACUUUGAUCCAGAAAUGUACAAACAGAACUCUAAGUGCUCUGGAAUUAAUUUCAGACGCUUCAUAGAUCCUCGUAAGUACUCAUCAAAAGAAAAAUUCCCCAUUUCUGGUACUCCAAUCUCACGCCCUUAGAAUUCUCCUAAGACUUGUUCCCUUGAACAACUUUCCUUAAUUUCAAAUCAAACCUAGAUCCGGCUGGGACGCCAAGCUUGAGCUGUGGUAACGCUCAGAAGGCUUCUUUCAUCAGUAAAACAGAUGCCUUAAUGGAAGUGGCGGGCAAUCUACGCAUGGAAAGGCGCUUGGCUUCCCUCUUUUUUGGGUUUCUCUAGGUUGUCUGGAUGGGAGAAAAAUAACACGCUUAGUCCUACGGAGUUCGGUACAAGUGCAAUUGCACAUGCGCAAAGGCGAACCAGUAGCGCACGGGCGCGUCCGUGGAGCGGGACGGGGCGGGGCGGAGCGGCGCGGCGGCGAGCGGGGCGAGAGAAGGCCCGCUCCUCCCAUUCGUCGCGGCCUUAACUCUUUGCUAUCCUUCCGCUGAGCUGCUGCUUCUUUCCCUCUGACCUCGGAAAGGGGGCGGGGCCUUCGGGGGCGGAAGUUGCGGUGCAUUGUGGGUUCUCCUGGAGCUGUGGAGUUGAUCCUGAAUGAAAGUGGCGCGCCGCCCCUGACGUUACCCGGAUUGGAGCGGCUGGAAUUCAGAUUACGGCUGCGAUUCGGGUGUCUCGGACCCCGGUGUGCACCGGACCACGGGGAGGCGGCUCCAAAGGCGCGGCGAACGUUGGUGAGGGAGGGCAGCUCUGCGCAGCCCCAAGACAUGGCUCACAACAAGAUCCCGCCGCGGUGGCUGAACUGUCCCCGGCGCGGCCAGCCGGUGGCAGGAAGAUUUUUACCUCUGAAGACAAUGUUAGGACCAAGAUAUGAUAGUCAAGUUGCUGAAGAAAAUCGGUUCCAUCCCAGCAUGCUCUCAAAUUACCUAAAGAGCCUAAAGGUUAAAAUGGGCUUGUUGGUGGACCUGACAAAUACUUCAAGGUUCUAUGAUCGAAAUGACAUAGAAAAAGAAGGAAUCAAAUAUAUAAAACUUCAGUGUAAAGGACAUGGUGAGUGCCCUACCACUGAGAAUACUGAGACCUUUAUUCGUCUGUGUGAGCGGUUUAAUGAAAGAAAUCCACCUGAACUUAUAGGUGUUCAUUGUACUCAUGGCUUCAAUCGCACUGGUUUCCUCAUAUGUGCCUUUUUGGUGGAGAAAAUGGAUUGGAGUAUCGAAGCAGCAGUUGCUACUUUUGCCCAAGCCAGACCACCAGGUAUCUACAAGGGUGAUUAUUUGAAGGAACUUUUUCGUCGGUAUGGUGACAUAGAGGAAGCACCACCCCCACCUCUAUUGCCAGAUUGGUGUUUUGAGGAUGAUGAAGACGAAGAUGAGGAUGAGGAUGGAAAGAAGGAAUCAGAACCUGGGUCAAGUGCUUCUUUUGGCAAAAGGAGAAAAGAACGGUUAAAACUGGGUGCUAUUUUCUUGGAAGGUGUUACUGUUAAAGGUGUAACUCAAGUAACAACACAACCAAAGUUAGGAGAGGUACAGCAGAAGUGUCAUCAAUUCUGUGGCUGGGAAGGGUCUGGAUUCCCUGGAGCACAGCCUGUUUCCAUGGACAAGCAAAAUAUUAAACUUUUAGACCUGAAGCCAUACAAAGUAAGCUGGAAAGCAGAUGGUACUCGGUACAUGAUGUUGAUUGAUGGCACAAAUGAAGUUUUUAUGAUUGAUAGAGACAAUUCAGUAUUUCAUGUUUCAAAUCUGGAAUUUCCAUUUCGUAAAGAUCUUCGUAUGCAUUUAUCAAAUACUCUCUUGGAUGGCGAGAUGAUUAUUGACAGAGUAAAUGGACAGGCUGUUCCUAGAUAUUUGAUAUAUGACAUAAUUAAAUUCAAUUCACAGCCCGUUGGAGAUUGUGAUUUUAAUGUUCGUCUGCAGUGUAUAGAACGAGAAAUUAUAAGUCCUCGACACGAAAAAAUGAAGACUGGGCUCAUUGACAAAACACAGGAACCAUUUAGUGUCAGAAAUAAGCCAUUUUUUGACAUCUGUACUUCAAGAAAGACAGGAUCUGGCUUUGUUGCCCAGGCUGGUCUUAAAUUCCUGGCUUCAAGCAAUCCUCACACCACGGCCUCCCAAAGCGUUUGGAUUACAGGUCUACUUGAAGGAAAUUUUGCCAAAGAAGUGAGCCAUGAAAUGGAUGGACUUAUUUUUCAGCCUACUGGAAAAUACAAACCUGGUCGAUGUGAUGAUAUUUUGAAAUGGAAGCCUCCCAGUCUGAAUUCUGUGGAUUUUCGUCUAAAAAUAACAAGAAUGGGAGGAGAGGGGUUACUUCCUCAGAAUGUUGGCCUUCUGUAUGUUGGAGGUUAUGAAAGACCCUUUGCACAAAUCAAGGUGACAAAAGAGCUGAAACAGUAUGACAACAAAAUUAUAGAAUGCAAAUUUGAGAACAACAGCUGGGUCUUCAUGAGACAGAGAACAGACAAAAGUUUUCCUAAUGCCUACAACACUGCCAUGGCUGUGUGCAACAGCAUCUCAAACCCUGUCACCAAGGAGAUGCUGUUUGAGUUCAUCGACAGAUGUACUGCAGCUUCUCAAGGACAGAAGCGAAAGCAUCAUCUGGACCCUGACACGGAGCUCAUGCCACCACCACCUCCCAAAAGACCACGCCCUUUAACCUAAGACCUGCCUGUGACUUCAGGGUUAAGAAGAAAGAGGAAUGAGGAAAAAAUGCUGUUGCCCAUUUUUGUAGCCAGAGAAAUUGAAAAACUGUGGCUUGAUGUUGAUACACAUUUGAAUUUUUUUUUUAAAAAGAAAGGUAUUGUAGCCAGCCUGUAAAUACUUGAUGCAUUCAUUUCCUCAGUGCUGCAAUACAUCAUGGACUUAAACAUUUUAUUUAUCUGAUAAACUCAGCCUUACCUUGUGGAAUCUGAAGAUUGAAAUAUCCAAAGGUUUAAACAAGAUGGAAAUCAAUGAAAAAGAGGCCUUGUUUAUAUAUGGGUAACUUCACAUUUAAUUUAUAAAGUUAACAAUCUGGAAACUGUGAGCCCAUAAAACAGUAUUUUUUAGAAGUUGUGUUACAACUGUAGCAAAUUUUCCUUUUAAAAAAUUCAGGCAAUGGCAUUAAACAUUCUUGCUAUCAUUUACCGUGGAUUUCCUACAUUUCUGAGAUCCCUGUAUUCAAAAACAAAUGACAGGGUUGUUAAGUUGUACUAUAUUAAACAACUUGGUCUGGUUUAUAUCAUUUUAACAAGUUUUUUGGAAAUGUAAAAGAAAAAAGUAAAGCUCCAUUUUUGUGAAUUGCAUUGUUUCUAAAGGAAGUAUUUUGAGUAUUUUCAUCUGUUUGUAUUGUUUCGACUAUGAUAUCAGAUAUCCAGUGUGUCCAUUCUGGCAGUGGUUUUGAGUUACUUCAUGGAACUUGGACAUACACCACCAGGUCCUUUAUGUGUUGUUCUCCUGGGAGACUUCUUUUUUUAAAUGCCAGGGCUACUUCUGCUUUACCUCAGUGGUAUCAGCACAUUGUAAAUUACGUUAAAACACACAACUCACUGUGAUCUAUGGGAGUGAUAUCAAAUACAAAGGAUGUUGUGUUACUUCUCUCAAACAAAACAGCAAAGGGAAUGCCAGCUAACUUCUUUGAUUAGAAGGUAAUGUCAUGGAAUAGAAUGCUGUCACUAGAAGAUGCUCUCCCACUGCUAGAUAAAUGCAGAGGCAAAGUGUAGACAUCUGUAGGAACUAAAUAUCAAGGAAAUCAAGACAUUUAUUUUCAAAGCGAGAAUUCUAUCUACAUUCUAUUCUGCGGAUGUUAUUUCUGUUAUACAUCUGAAUUUUAAAAUGUUUACUGAUAGAUAAUGGAUUUAAAGGGCGGCUAAUUGAUUGUCUGCCAUUGUUGAUAAACUGUUCUAAUUGGUUUGUGAAAGAACUCUGAGAAUUAGCUAAAUGGAGGCUAAUGUAUUUAUUUUUAGAGGUACAUGUUUUAAGUAAAUGUAUUUAAAAUAAAUUUUCAUGGUCUGAAUUGUAUAUGUAUAUGCAUAUCUGUGUAAGUAUAUGCAAGUGUAUAUUCUUCUACUGAUUCAGUCAGACACGAAAUCCAACUGAAUUACCUGGUAGACUGAGUGUCUGACAGGAUUUCUAUAUGGACAUAGCACAGAUGAACCAAAAAUGUAUUUAUAUUCACCUGAGUUUUAAUGUUUUUAAACAAAGUUUUCUCCUGCAGUGCUUUUCUAUAUGAAAUAGUUUGAGUCAAGCUUGGGCUUUUUUCUUCGUUGUUCCCAAGUCGUGUAACGUAUAGUGAAUAGUGAAUUUAUCCAAAACGCCAUUAUAACGUUUUUUACUAGAGUGCUUUUUGCACAUUUGGGCGCUAAAGGGAUUAAAACAACUGAUGCCACAAUGACUAUUGAAGGAGGGAAAAUUCUCAAGGUUCCAUAGUAUCUUUUACAAAAUGGAUUAAAAAAAAAUGCCUAUGCAACUCCAAAUAGUCUGAUGCCUGCUUCCCCAGGACGAGUGACUCUUCCACGGUGUGCUGCUUUCCUCCGAGCCUGUGGAAAGGCAGAGCCCUUUUGCAGAUACGAAAGCAAGCUUUUGCCAAUGAUCUUUAAUGGAGUUAAAAUGUUUAUGGUAAUUGUAACCUUUCAAAUGAGUUACGUGAAAAGACCAUCUCACUUUUAAUACACCCAGAUAUUUUCUUCACGUCUUUGUGCAUUUUAGCAGGACUUAAUUUUCUUAAUUUAUUCUUUCCUUUCAAUUAUAGUGACAUAGAGUAGUUGGCCUUGUAAGUAGAUCCCGUUUAGCCCCUGAACGUAAUACCAUCUGCAGUAUUAUAAAAGUCAUUUAGAAGGUCAGGGGAAUAAUCUAGAGGCAGGAUUUUGGACAUUGUGAAGGAAAUGUGCUCCUUCUCAGCUCACUUCAAUAACUAUUUUCUGAGACUGAAGUUUUUUAGGCAAGAAUAAGAAAACUUUGCUUUCUUCAGUUAUCACAUGUGAAAGCUUUUGCUUUUUGUUAGGAAAAGGUGUGGAUGACUACUGCGUGGAUGGUUACAUUUGCUUUCCGUGAAAUGCUCAGAAAAUGUCAGGACAUUCCUUUUCCAAUUGUGUGUCAGUGCGUAUUGUAAUAAAACUACUGAUUUAAAUUA